AUGGUGAUUCGGAAUUCCUACGGUGUUCGUUUCCUUUUCAAUUCAUUCGAUUGCCCUUGUACCUACCGACCAGCACAUUGCAGUCUACCGACUUCUGCCUCCCCCCCCAAAGCUGUUCCCCCCAUGUGCUUCGCCGACCUUCUACGGGCUGCCGAAUGCCCCUGUUUCGUCCCCCUGGCCACUCCUCACCCCCCGUCCGGUGUACUCUUACUUCGUUCUAUUAUGGUGUCCUUUUCCAGACUUCGAGCCUUCCUCCUAAUCGCCGUCACUUCUGCCCCCUCGGCCUUCCGCCAGUCUUGCCCCCCCCCUGUCCCGCUUCCUAAUCCCCCUGCACUCCCUUCCAUCAAGGCUUGCUCCCGCUUGCCGACCUUGCCGCCUUACCCAACUGUGUGCCCCCCAACGUCAUGCUUCACAUGCCUCUACUGA
Messenger RNA from Prunus armeniaca (apricot), 426 nucleotides. Lineage: Eukaryota; Viridiplantae; Streptophyta; Magnoliopsida; Rosales; Rosaceae. The record is from the annotation of a GenBank genome assembly.